GCUAUUUAGAAAUUUCUCUUAGAGAAAGUAAAAAAGUAGAACGAGUUUCAAAAGGAAUAAAUGGCCGCACCAGGCCACUCCCACCGGCCCAGUAUAUAUACACAUAGAUGGACGAGAUAAAAUUAUUAUACACAUAGUUUUCCUCACAUAGCAUCCCGGCCACAUACUUGCGGCCAAGCUAGCGCAGCUAUUAGUUUGUGUUAUCCGGGAUUCGGAUAAUUAAUACAUAAUGAAACGCUUCCCGGAUAUAUUGCAGUUUUUUCUCGUGCUGCUCCUGCUUCACGAUCCUUUGUCAAGUCAUGCGGCGGCCACGCCGGAGGAAGAACGGAAAUACAUUGUAUUCAUGGACCACGACGCACUAGAAGUUGGCCCGGCGGCGGCUAUCACUGAGCAAGUAGGGUUGUACACUUCAUCCCUCAAAUCCGUUUCUACCAAAGCGGAAAUGGGGUAUAUCUACCAACAUAUAAAAGGUUUCACGGCCAGGAUCACAGCUACGGAAGCCAAGGCCCUGGAAGACCGCCCGGAAGUUCUGGCGGUGAUGGCGGACACCAUCUUACAUGUGCAUACCACCCGUUCGCCGUCGUUUUUGGGCAUAGAAAACAGCCCCGCCUUCUCCACGGUGUGUGAAAAGGCGUCAACUGAUGUGGUGGUGGGAGUGCUGGAUACCGGGGUGUGGCCGGAGAGUAAGAGCUUCAAAGACGAGGGAUACCCUUCGGCGAAACCAAGUUCAUGGAGAGGAACGUGCGGUUUCGAGAAUCAGUCUUUAUGCAACAACAAGCUCAUAGGCGCAAAGUUCUUUUCCAAAGGAUUUGAGGCUGAAUACCUAAACGCUACUAAUGGGACGCGUUUUAACUGGACGAAAGAGUCCCAAUCCCCGCGAGACUUUAACGGGCACGGGUCCCACACAUCAUCCACCGCAACUGGCUCUCUCGUCCGCGACGCCAGCCUUAAUGGGUUAGCCGUGGGUUCGGCUCGUGGGAUGGCCCCGUGCGCAAGACUAGCUGUCUACAAAGUCUGCUGGACUCAGAUGGGAGUGUGCUCAAGUGCCGACAUAUUGGCUGGGAUGGAUGCAGCGAUUUCAGACAACGUCAACGUCCUUUCGUUGUCUCUCGGCGGGGAUGGUAAACCAUUCUACGCUGACUUAGUUUCCAUCGGAGCCUUCAGAGCAAUGGAGAAUGGAAUCCUGGUGUCAUGUUCUGCAGGGAACAGCGGACCUGCCAUGUUCAGUGUAGCGAACGUGGCCCCGUGGAUUACCACCGUUGGUGCGGGAACCUUGGACCGAGACUUUCCCGUGGAGCUUCGUCUCGGAAACCGGAUGAAAUAUCCGGGCCUUUCAUUUUAUAAUAACAACCAUACUCUUCCCGCCGGAGAGAUGCUCCCGUUCGUGCAUGCUGGAAACGUCAGCAGCAGCGGCAACUCCACCGCCGCGGGUUUCUGUUUGGAAGGCACUCUCGAUCCAAAAAAGGUGCAGGGCAAAAUAGUAUUUUGCAAUCGCGGAGAGAAUGGCAGGGUUGCCAAGGGUAAGGUGAUCAAAGCAGUAGGUGGAAAAGGAAUGGUGUUGGCAGACGGGAUAACGGAUGUGUUUCCGGUGGCAGAUGUCCAUGUACUGCCAGCAAUAGCGGUAGAUUAUGAAACCGGCAAACAGAUAGAGAAGUACCUGCUAUCAUCAUCUGGUAGUGGUAAUAAUAAUGGUAAUAACACGGCCAAAGCCGCAACAGCUACAAUGACCUUCUAUGGGACGAGGUUAGGGGUGAAACCAUCGCCGGUUGUCGCAUCGUUCAGCUCGAGAGGCCCGAAUCCUAUAACCCCGGAGAUUCUCAAGCCGGAUUUGAUUGCACCAGGAGUCAAUAUAUUGGCCGCGUGGACCGGCGGGGUAAGUCAAACCAAGGUAGAAAACGAUCCCAUUGUCGAUUUCAACAUCGACUCGGGGACCUCUAUGUCUUGUCCUCACGUCAGUGGCAUCACAGCAGUGCUCAAAGCAGCCAACCCGGAAUGGAGCCCGGCAGCAAUCCGGUCCGCUCUCAUGACAACGGCCUAUAUGCAAUACCCCGACAACGCUGGCACGAUCAUUGACGAUGCCACGAGAAAGCCAGCCACUCCAUUUGAUUUUGGUGCAGGCAUGGUCAGUCCCGGGCUGGCACUCAACCCGGGACUUGUCUAUGACAUGAACACAAGAGACUACCUCCAUUUCCUCUGCCCCUUGAACUACACCUCCAAGCAACUCCAAACUCUCACUAGGGACAAAUCCCUCACAUGUGAUCCCAGCAAGAUUUAUAGUGUCACUCAUUUGAACUACCCUUCAUUUGCCAUUUUUUUUGCUUUACAUAAGGGAGCCGCCGUCAUCCAGCAGCCAGCAGUCACGCACGUCAGAACACUGACCAACGUAAGAGACACUGUCGAGUCCUACAAAGUCUCUGUUAGCUUACCAACCUCCUCCUUCGUCAGCAUCUCCGUUGAGCCAGAGAUCCUAAGUUUCAACGGGAAAAAGGAUAAGAAAUCGUACAACGUAACGUUCAUCUCUAACAACAAACCACCACCAAAAAAUACCAAUGUUUUCGGAGUUAUCAAGUGGGUCUCUAGCGAUGGAAAGACCACGGUUCAAAGUCCGGUGGCCGUUUCUUGGUAUUACGACUCUUGAUCGACGAUCCAUCUUUAAACACACAACCGAACAACUAUCAAUAUGUGAUCCAUAACCACCUCAUGCAUGCUAUAUAUGGAAUUUGAGGGAUUAUUACACAACCAGAUCGAGUCAUCAUAUGUAUUUCGCUCGUACUGUACUGUAUGAUAAUUAUGCCUGGAUAUCUUUUUUUGUCCUAAAUUUUAGUGUACGUCUUUCUUUUUUGUUCUUAUAAGGUCGUCUUCAGUCUAGUUUCAAAGUUGUGGGCUUUGGUUCUUGAUCCUACAUAUACUAUUUCACUUGUGUCUUGUGUGUUUGUUGUAACGUCAUUGUUAUGGAGGAAUAUGCAACUUAUUAC
Cuscuta epithymum is the source of this 2975-nucleotide messenger RNA. Lineage: Eukaryota; Viridiplantae; Streptophyta; Magnoliopsida; Solanales; Convolvulaceae. The record is from the annotation of a GenBank genome assembly.